Brassica oleracea var. oleracea is the source of this 727-nucleotide messenger RNA. RefSeq names its product probable ubiquitin-conjugating enzyme E2 31. The transcript is spliced from 5 exons. The coding region runs from base 105 to 557 and encodes 150 amino acids. The record is from RefSeq and is a predicted model, not a curated record. Gene Ontology annotation, cellular component: nucleus. Gene Ontology annotation, molecular function: ubiquitin conjugating enzyme activity. Lineage: Eukaryota; Viridiplantae; Streptophyta; Magnoliopsida; Brassicales; Brassicaceae. Gene Ontology annotation, biological process: protein polyubiquitination.
AUUUUUUGAAAGUGAAAACUAUAAAGCCUGAGGCUCCUUCAUUAGAUUCCAACAAAAUUCAUACUAACAUCUUCCAAGAAAGACAUUUGUGACUAAUCAUAACGAUGUCGAUAGAGAAAAAGGCGAUGCAGCGGAUCGAGAAGGAGUUCAAGGAUAUGACUUCGAAAGACUCCUUGUACAGCAUCGGUAGAGACUCGAACAAUUUGUUCAAAUGGAAUGCGAUGAUUCAAGGUCCAGAGGGUACUCCAUACGCCGGUGGCAUGUUUAGCAUCGAUAUUAAAUUUUCUAAAAAUUAUCCUUUUACAGCACCCAAGUUUACGUUCAAAACUCGGAUUUAUCAUCCAAAUAUCAAUUCCGAAGGAUCCAUAUGCCUUGACAUUCUUAAAGACAAGUGGUCUCCCCCUCUUACGGUUGAAAAGGUGCUUUUAUCCAUCACUUCAUUAUUGGCGGACCCAAACCCAGAUGAUCCUCUGGUGGGAGAAAUUGGAGAGCUCUUCAAUAGUAACAACUUUCUAUUUAACCAGAGAGCUCGAGAAUGGACUGAACGACAUGCUUAAAUAUUAAUAGCUGUUUUAAGAAAAGUAGUAGUUUUUAUGAAUAAAAAAUAAGAAGACUAAUAGCUGUUUUCUUUUUUCAAAUUAAUCAUACAAAUAGUUACCAACAGCUUUGAAUGAUAUGUUAUUGGGGACUUCUUAUAUAUUAUCAAAAGUUAUAGGCAUUUUAGAUU